GUUGAGGCACAAGGUCAGUGUGCCAUAGAUUUUGGUAAGUGUAUUUGUUGUAACCCAUUCAACUGUUGGUUUUACAAGUUUAUGUCUCCAUUAUUGAUAAUUUGCAUUUUAUACAACAUAACUCUUGCCAUCAGGACUUCAUUUAACUUCUUCUGCACAUGGUGUUUUAAAUGGGUGAUGCUUUAAAUGUUACAUAUUUGACCUUUGAUGGACAUGUGGAAGUCACGAAAUACAGAUAUGUUUACUUUUGCAUUUUAUGUACUGUCUAUAUUCUAAUAAUCUGCACUAAUUGUACUAUUGUGUACCUUAUCUGGAACCACAAAAAUCUCCACGAGCCUAUGUACGUUUUUAUAGCGGCCUUGUUACUUAAUGCUGUGGUUUUCAGUACUGUCAUCUACCCGAAGCUUCUGAUUGACUUUUUAUCUCAAGAACAAAUCAUAUCUUAUCCAGCUUGUCUGUUCCAGUUUCACUUAUUUUACUCUUUGGGUGGUUCAGAGUUUUUACUGUUGGCAGCUAUGGCUUAUGACAGGUAUGUGUCUAUAUGUAAACCUCUGCAAUAUCCAACAAUUAUGAAUAAAACCACAGUGUGUGUUUUCUUGAUUUUAGCAUGGUUUGUGCCUGCGUGUCAGCUUGCAGUGCCGACUGGAUUUAGUGCCAAGGAAAAACUCUGUAGGUUUGUUUUAAAGGGGAUUUUCUGCAAUAAUUCACUAUACAAACUGCAGUGUGUUCUCUCCCAGGCACGUGUUAUACGUGAUAUGAUCAUACUGGUCAAUGUUGCUCUCUUUCCUGUGCUGUUCAUCAUUUUCACCUACACCAGGAUACUUCUAAUAACAUACAAAAGUAGUAGAGAAGUGAAGAGAAAAGCUGCACAGACCUGUUUACCUCACUUGAUUGUACUGAUCAACUUUUUCAGUUUGUGUGCUUAUGACGUCAUUAUAGUGGGAUUAGAACCAGAUUUUCCAAAGAUUGUACAUUUGAUCAUGACUUUGCAAGUGAUUCUGUACCACCCUCUGUUUAACCCCAUUAUGUAUGGACUGAAAAUGAAAGAGAUCUCUAAACACCUCAAGAAGCUCUUCUGCUGAGUCAGGAUGAACUGAUUAAUUAUUAAUCGUGUUGUUUCCUUUGUAGCAAGUCAAUCCUGUCAUUCCAGGAUUCUAUUUCAGUUUGCUGUUUGGUUAAUAUGUCUGAGUCACAAUAAAACCCAAUUU
Messenger RNA from Fundulus heteroclitus (mummichog), 1208 nucleotides. RefSeq names its product olfactory receptor 10AG1. Lineage: Eukaryota; Metazoa; Chordata; Actinopteri; Cyprinodontiformes; Fundulidae. Gene Ontology annotation, cellular component: membrane. The record is from RefSeq and is a predicted model, not a curated record. The coding region runs from base 171 to 1082 and encodes 303 amino acids. Gene Ontology annotation, molecular function: olfactory receptor activity; G protein-coupled receptor activity. Gene Ontology annotation, biological process: G protein-coupled receptor signaling pathway. The transcript has a single exon.